AUGGACGAGGCCGAACCGAACGAGCGCAGCCCUCUGCUGAGCAGCGGCGAGCGCGGGCGGGCGGCCAGCAGCGCCUUCCAGGGCCGGCGGCUGGCCUGCGCCGCCGUGCUGCUGGCCGAGCUGCUGGAGCGAGUGGCCUUCUACGGCAUCACCUCCAACCUGGUGCUGUUCCUCAACGGGCCGCCCUACGGCUGGGAGGGCGCGCAGGCCAGCCAGGCGCUGCUGCUCUUCAUGGGCAUCACGUACCUGGUGUCGCCGUUCGGGGGCUGGCUGGCCGACGCCCUGCUGGGCAAGUUCGGCACCAUCCUGCUCAGCAUGGCGCUGUACCUGCUGGGCAUGCUGGCCUUCCCCGUCAUCGCCGCGCCGCACACCCGCCAGGGCCUGUGCGGGGACAUCCCCCUGUUCCCCGUGGAGAACUGCUCCUCGCCGGCCGCCAACGCCACCCUGGCGCCCUGCUCGCAGGCCGGAGCCACCCGCUACUGCGCCACCGCCACCUUCGUGGGACUGGUCCUCGUGGGGCUGGGCGUCGGCUCGGUCAAGGCCAACAUCACCCCGUUCGGGGCCGACCAGGUCAAGGACCGGGGUCCAGAAGCCACAAGAAGGUUUUUUAAUUGGUUUUACUGGAGCAUCAAUCUGGGAGCUAUCCUGUCUCUGGGAGGCAUUGCCUACAUCCAGCAGAACGUGAGCUUUGUGAUCGGGUACAGCAUCCCCACGGUCUGCAUCGGCAUUUCCUUCAUGGUGUUCCUGUGUGGCCAGAGCUUCUUCAUCACCAAACCUCCUGAUGGCAGUGCCUUCACAGACAUGUUCAGGAUCCUCACAUACUCCUGCUGCUCCAAGAGGGGCCACGGGGAGCACUCAGCAAACAGUGAGGGCCAGGGAGUGCUGCACCCACCCCGCAGGCAGAGCCUCUUCGAGAUGGCCAAGCUGUCCCGGGGGGGCCCCUUCAGAGAAGACAAGGUGGAGGAUGUGAAAGCUCUUGUCAAGAUUAUCCCUGUCUUUCUGGCUUUAAUACCUUACUGGACAGUGUAUUUUCAAAUGCAGACAACAUAUGUAUUGCAGAGCCUCCAUCUGAGAAUUCCCGAGAUAUCCAAUGACACCAACUCCAUCCACACGUUCCCAGCAGCCUGGCUGACCAUGUUUGAUGCAGUGCUUAUCCUGAUCCUGAUCCCCCUAAAGGACAAGCUGGUGGACCCCAUUUUGAAGAGGCAUGGCUUGCUGCCAUCCUCCCUGAAGAGGAUUGCAGUGGGGAUGUUCUUUGUGAUGUGCUCUGCCUUUGCUGCAGGAAUUCUGGAAAGCAACAGACUGAAAAUUGUGAAGGUUAAAACAAUUAACCAGACAAUUGGGAAUGUUACAUACCACGCUGCAGAUUUGCCAAUCUGGUGGCAGAUUCCUCAGUAUGUGCUGAUUGGAUUCAGUGAAAUAUUUGCAAGUAUAGCAGGUCUAGAGUUUGCAUAUUCAGCUGCUCCCAAGUCCAUGCAGAGUGCCAUUAUGGGGCUGUUCUUUUUCUUCUCGGGGAUUGGCUCCUUUGUUGGCUCUGGGUUGUUGGCACUGGUGUCCAUUAAAGAAAUUGGCUGGAUGAGUAAUCACACAGAUUUUGGCAAUAUCAAUGGCUGCCAAUUGAACUAUUACUUCUUUCUGCUGGCUGCUAUCCAAGGAGCCACCCUGCUGCUGUUCCUGAUUGUGUCUGUCAAGUACGAGCGCCACAAGGCCAAGGCGGGCGAGGCGGCUGCCAACGGGAGGCUGUGAGCCUGUGAGGCAGGGCACCCUGUGCCAGGCAGGGCAGUGCCAGCCAGGGCCUGCCCAGGGACCUGCAGCCCUGCCCUGUGCCUGUGGGGAAGUGCCUUAGGGCAGGGGCUGCUUCUUGCACUACGGCCUGCCAGGGACAGCAAAGCUGGGUGUGAGUCACUGCAGGCUCUGGAGCUGCUCUGUGCCCAUGGGCAGAUAAUCCACUGCAGGCUCUGGAGCUGCUCUGUGCCCAUG
Melospiza melodia melodia is the source of this 1980-nucleotide messenger RNA. It is a transcript of the gene SLC15A4, whose product is annotated as solute carrier family 15 member 4. NCBI's taxonomy places the organism in Eukaryota, Metazoa, Chordata, Aves, Passeriformes, Passerellidae. Bases 1 to 1746 code for a protein of 581 amino acids. Gene Ontology annotation, biological process: dipeptide import across plasma membrane; histidine transport. Gene Ontology annotation, molecular function: dipeptide transmembrane transporter activity; L-histidine transmembrane transporter activity. Gene Ontology annotation, cellular component: membrane. The transcript is spliced from 8 exons. The record is from RefSeq and is a predicted model, not a curated record.